AUGGAUGCUUCCCUGUGGGCAUUUCUCCUCAACAGUCCUGAAGGAUCUGUUCCUUUUCCUUGGGAACGCUGUUUUGAUCUUGUGACAGGAAUGCUGUUAUAUAAGAACAGACUGAAUGGCGCCGUAGUCCUAGAUUUAAGGCCUCGAGUGAACCUUGGGGGAGGCUUGUACAACGUAAGCACCGCGUGGCAAGACCUGACGGCCGGCAACCAAUACACGGCCGCAAGCAACGCGGUGCAGUGGACUCCUUCUCUGUUCCGCAGACAUAUUAAUGAACAUGAUCAAGACACUCCCAUUCUCAUUUGUACCAACUGCUGCACCAACCAACUCAUCUAUUUCCUGGUGCCCCAACUCAUCACUCACUGCCCCUUAUGUCGCCGCUUUAUGAAUUUCUUUGCUUAA
This is a messenger RNA of Prunus armeniaca (apricot), 402 nucleotides long. The record is from the annotation of a GenBank genome assembly. NCBI's taxonomy places the organism in Eukaryota, Viridiplantae, Streptophyta, Magnoliopsida, Rosales, Rosaceae.